UAGAGGCAAUUACAGCACAGGCUCGGGUUAGAGCAGCUGCAGAGCAAGCACAGGGGCCGUGGGUGUACCAGAGGCACCUAAACCCACCUGGAAGUCCCAAAGGGCUUCCUGGAGGAAGUGACAUCCCAGUUGAAGAAUUUGAGUUGGCCAGACUGAGGCUGGAUGGUGGCAAAUACCCUAUGCAGGGGAACUCUUGAGUUCAAAAACCCACUGGAAGGGCAAAGCAGUGGACAGAGCCCACAGAACUGCGGGGCAUGGCAUCUGGCUGGAGGGGAAGGACCAGUGGCAAAUGACUGGCGUAGGGUAGACGACAGGGGCAACUCAAGCCCAGCAAAGGAGUGUGGUGGAUACCCUGAAGGGUUUAUUCUGCAAGAGCUUUAAGCAAGGGAGUUCCUUUUUCACACCUGAAAAGCCUUUCCCAAGUCCCACCUCCCCCCAGGAGGCCAACCUAGGCACUUGGGGCUUUAAAGGAAACAGAGCAAGGGGCUUAUAUGGGCUCCAAUCCAGGUAUGAGGGUAAAGGGUCUGGGUUUGGGGAUCAGCUGGUGUUGGGAUUUGGGGGCCCGAGGCAGGAUUCGAGUCUGGGGCUGGGAUUUGGGGGCUGAAUUCAGGAACAAGAGUCAAAGUUGUAGUCUAGGAUCUAAUUCCAGAAUAUGGAAUUGGAUUUGGAAAUGGGGCUUGGGGUUGGGGCUGAGAUGUGGGCUAGUUGGAGCUAGGAAAUCUAAUUAGGGUUUGAAAGUGCACCUGGGGUUGGGAUUAGGUUUAGGAUAGAACUAAAACUGAGCUAGGCUUGGAGCCUGGGCGAUGGGUUAGAGUCCCGACUCUGGGUCAGAUAGACAACUUUCCUCCUACAGCCCAGAUCUGAGAAUUGUGUUCGAGCCCUAACAGCCAGCAGAGAAGCCCCUCCCUUCCCAGGAAUGCCUCAGCCCCGGCAGAUGGAGCUGUGCCACGUCAGCCAAUCGGCUCAAGCCCUGCCUAGGAAACACCUGUUGAUCCCCCUCCCCCACCACACACACACCCCCAGGCCUUACCUGGAUGCAGGUUAAGCAGGUGAAGCGCCUCCCCGGAAACGGAGAUGGAAUGCCCCACCUGCCUGGCCCAGCCUGCUCUCAUCGGAUCCAGCACUUCCAGGCCUCUGAGCCAGCCGUGACAGCUGAGGCCAUGUGAGGCAGAUCCUGAAUGAGGCUUUAUCUCUGCUCUUGGUCCUACCAUCCACUGUGACACCAGCUCCUUCGGCGGCGGCCGGGAUGGGACAGGCAACUGAGAGAGCCAAAGAGGUGAUGGUGACCACACCCCGGACGGGGAGAGGAACGGGACUCUGGGCCUCUAGCUGCCAAGCAGGUGGUGGGGGCUCUAGGCCAUGACCCAUACCCUCUAACCCCUGACACUGCCCUCUGCCCUCUCGCCUGCCCCUCCGGCCAUGUCUGAAGGAGAGGCUCCAGCCCCGCCGGGUCCGGGGGGGCUGCCCCCAGACAUGCUGGGAGAGCAGGUAGAGCUAUGGUGGUCCCAGCAGCCGCGGCGCUCGGCACUCUGCUUCGCCGUGGCCGUGGUCCUGGUGGCGGGCUGCGGGGCGGGUGGCGUGGCGCUGCUGUCCUCCACCAGCAGCCGCUCCGGCGAGUGGCGGCUGGCGACGGGCACGGUGCUCUGCCUGCUGGCCCUGCUGGUGCUGGUCAAGCAGCUGAUGAGCUCGGCCGUGCAGGACAUGAACUGUCUUCGCCAGCCCCACCAUGUGGCCCUGCUGCGGAGCGGGGGAGGGGCCGAUGCGCUCGUGGUGCUGCUCAGCGGCCUGGUGGUGCUGGUCACCGGCCUGACGCUGGCCGGGCUGGCCGCCGCCCCUGCCCCGGCCCGGCCGCUGGCUGCCAUGCUGUCGGUGGGCAUCGGCCUGGCUGCCGCGGGCUCACUUCUGCUGCUGGGCUUGCUGCUGUACCAGGUGGGCCUGAGCGGACACUGUCCUCCCCUCCACGCAGCAGCCCCCGCCACCCCCGGUGACCACAGCGGCCACGGCAGCACCUUCAGCAUCUCAGGCCGGCUGUCUGCUGGCCAGCGUCACGAGACCACGUCCAGCAUCGCCAGCCUCAUCUGACCAGGCCCCACUUCCCCUCGCCCCCCCCCCGCCCCAGCAGCCACAGGGCUGCGCCAGGCUGUCGGUGCAUGUGGGUGGGUGUGUGCUUGCACAGACGUAUGCCGGGGAGUGUGCGCGUCUAUCCAUCUCCCCGGGACUGUCCGACCCUCUGUGGGGCUGCGUGACCUGUGCUGAAGAGCCCACGUGUCCCCCUGCCACAGGAAGGCAUGGGGGUGUCUCCUCAGCAGUGGAGGGGGGUGUGACCCUGCCUCUCUCUGGGAUCCCUGAAGACUCUUGGCCCUUAUUCCCAGCUCCCCUCAAAUGCAACCCUGCCUUGUAACACCUGUCAGGGAGUUUCCAGGAGUGACUGUUACCUGCCUAGCCCGGAGACCAUCCCAGCAACUGUUCACUGAGGAGAGUAACGGGUGACAAAGUGAAAGGACACAGGCUCCAGGAAGUGCCGGGACUGGACUGGAAUCCCCCCAUUUACUACUCACCAGCUGGGGGCCUGGGGCAAGUGACUGAACCUCUCUGAGCCCUGGGUUCUAGAGAGUCACAGUCUUGUGCUGUGAACUGGAUCGUGAGGACCACAUGCCGUCGUGUGUGAAGGGACCAGGCACGUGGCAGGUGUGCAAUAAAAGUGGUGGCCGCUGUCA
Neogale vison (American mink) is the source of this 2717-nucleotide messenger RNA. RefSeq names its product transmembrane protein 125 (gene TMEM125). NCBI's taxonomy places the organism in Eukaryota, Metazoa, Chordata, Mammalia, Carnivora, Mustelidae. The transcript is spliced from 3 exons. Bases 1420 to 2082 code for a protein of 220 amino acids. The record is from RefSeq and is a predicted model, not a curated record.